Didymosphaeria variabile is the source of this 1842-nucleotide messenger RNA. RefSeq lists its product as uncharacterized. NCBI's taxonomy places the organism in Eukaryota, Fungi, Ascomycota, Dothideomycetes, Pleosporales, Didymosphaeriaceae. The transcript has a single exon. Gene Ontology annotation, cellular component: extrinsic component of intraperoxisomal membrane. Bases 1 to 1842 code for a protein of 613 amino acids. Gene Ontology annotation, biological process: peroxisome inheritance. The record is from RefSeq and is a predicted model, not a curated record.
AUGGCUUCUCAGGCGCCGGCAUCCAGGCCAGCGCCGCCCGCUGUCUCGAAUGCAACCGUCCGCCGCUCCUUUACGCUCCCCGCGCGCAUCGCGACCAAGUCGCCUUCGCCCGCGCCUGCCUCCAGCACCGACGGGAUAGAAACCCUGUUCGUGUGCACUUCUACCAAGAUCGUAUCGUUUACGGCCUCGGCGUCGUCAAGACGAGCAUCGCCAUCGCGGCGGCACAGCGCCAACCACGACGAUGCCGCGCCUUCUAUACCCUGGAGAUCAACAACGGAGCGCACGUUAGCAGUUGGUGAGCAAGAUGGUCGCGUGCUGUUGCCGCUACUGACCGAGAAUGCAGGCCCGCUGCGUAUCUAUCGCGUGACAUCCUCCAAUGUCUCAUUCCUCAACUCCGGGAACCUCCUACACACCAUCUUUCCAAGAUCUCAAUGUUGGUGCGUCGACGGCGAUUCUGUUUUCGUGCUACGUGUACGGCAAGACGCAUACUAUCGCAUAGAACUGCCGCACGAGACUGCAGAAGAUAAAGAAAAGGUGCAAGACUUUAAGAAGGUCCUUGGGCAGGUACUGCAAUACGAAAGAACACGGUGCCCAUUCACACGCGGUUUCGAAGUAGAGCUGCCCGAGCGUCCGAAAUCGCCGCCGCGCAGACGACCCAAAAAGCCAGCCGAAAAGGCCAAAAAGUGGACGUUCGAUAAGACGUGGAUGCCAGAGGACGGCUCGCGGCCUUGUACGCCUAUAUUGGAAGGUUCCGACGCGGGUACCGCGUCAUCAUUCGAAGAGGACGACACUUCGAGCAUCUGCACUGAUAGGAGCGAACCAAGGCCUGACACUCCUGCUACAGCUUUGGAAGUUACCCCACCCAAGCCCACACUGAAGCCUAUGCCCGCACGACGACUGUCAGUCGCCGAACGCACAAGAACUUUCGAAGAGAAGAGGUCUGUCACUGCACCUAUAGCACAAAUGGCCCAUCGACUAUCAUUCUCGAGCGAAGCCGUUCCUGAGGAAGUUGCACUAGGACACAAGGUAGGGAAGGAAAGAGACGAGCCGGGCCCGCCGGUAAGAUCAGCCCUGGAGAGGAUGGAGUCUACAGAUGCACAGAGCAUAGUCUCCACCGUUGACUCGUUCUAUUCGAUCGAAUCAUCGACUCAGAGUAGUCCCACCCCUCCGUUCUUGGACGCCGAAGGCGAGUCUGCCAAUCCGUGGGCUGGUGAACUAAGCACUGCGCACGGAGAAGAUCGGGGUCGUAGCAAGCACCGCCGACAGGCGUCAGAAUUGACAGUCCGGCAAUCUUCCACGCAUACGGCUGAAGAAGCUCCAGUCACUCCGACCGACGACCACGCUACCUCAGCACCCACGAUUCGCCUAUCGCCGGCGCCUUCUACACCUCCGCUUGUGAGUGAUUCGGAUGACGACAGCCUCGGUCUGCCAUCAUUGGACUUAGCCACUCCACCCGAUGCGAUCCGAAUGAAACGCCUCACAGGUGCUACACAAAAACGUGCCUUUUCCCCGAUGCCGGCUCCACAGAACUUGUUCUGCCCGCCAACUAACGGCCCUCGGAAGCAGUUCACAACAGCACUUAUCCGAAAGACAGCCGAAAUAGUCCUCGGACCGCCGGCGCACCUCGUUUCGCUCAUGCUACGCAUCGCAGCUAAGAUCUCCGAUGGCGUGUUUAGCUUCAACACCUACCGUCUUCGCAAUAUUACCGAGAGUAUCCCGGGAUCGUGGCUGUCCGACGAUGAGGAGGAGGAUUGGGCCGAUGAAGACGACUUUGGCAUCCCUCUGCGCAACCUUGAUGAGUGUGCUUCGAGACGUAAAGGCUUCGUUGGCGACGUCGACUAG